UGCGGUAAAAAAAACUCCGUCGAAUCAACGGGAUCAGAAGAGAAUAACGAAGAGACGAGAGCCACGAAUGUCGCGAUCGAUGGCGCGAGUCAUCACGAGGCUGCUUUGCUCACGAAAGAUCUCGGUCGGAAAUCCCGCAGGAAAGAGUCCAUCGAAAGCGGAAGCGUCGCGUCGGGUGAGGAAACUGAUAGUACGAAGUUGCGAAAAAGAUCCAACAGCCGUUCUUUGUUCCUGAAUAAAUUGGCUACACCGUCGCGCAGACACACGAGCUCGUUCAGUGACUCGGCAACGCGAGGAGAUUCCUUCGGGGAAUCGAGGACAUUUCCAGAAUUCACUCUCGAUUCGCCUCGCUUGAGGCUGAACAGGAACUUGAAGUCCCUAACGAGGAGUCUCGAGGCGCGGGUGGCGCCGGCUCAACGACCAGUCGAGUUCGGGUUGGAAAAGGAGGUGUCGAGCCCUAUGAGGGUCGCGAUGUCGCAUAACGAUGAGGAUAACCCGGAGUACCUCUGGUCGAACAACAAGAGAGACCUGGAGCGAUACAGCACGAGCAGUACGACCUUGAGAGAGACAUAUAGCCCCGUCGAGCUGGAGUUCUACCACGAAGCGACGGCUUAUUUGGACGUCCUCCGAUUGUUAAACAUGACUGAGGAGCCUCGCACGGAGUACCCGACCGUUGCUGACUUGAUCACACCGGCUGUCCCGAAGCCGUUAUCACUGUUGACGACGGAAUUUGCUGACGUAUUCUCGCCUCGCCUCGCGGAGGAAGCAACGACCGCUUCGAGUGUAACAACAUCGGAGGAGCUUCCAGAAGAAGUGACUGAACUGACUCCACGUGAGAAUGAGACGGGUUAUAUUACCGAGUUCAAGUACUAUGCAGACAUCGACGAUUACGAUAAUCAGAACUACACGAAAAUGUACGAAGACGCAAACGCCACAUAUUGGUAUAAGUACAUGGAAGAAACUACAAGUGUAACGGAAAAGGCUGCUGAGAUCGAAGACACUGUCGAAACGACGGCCGGUACCACUUUGAAAGUUACGAUUUCCGCGAUUACUCAGUUUCCAUACGAGACGACACCUUCAAUAGUUGAAAGUGUGACUACUGAGAAAGGAACGACGGAAACGACGACUGCAAGUUUGUUUACAAUUACGGAGACUAAUAAAACGAUCUUUAAUACAUUGAUGGAGACAAUAGCGACUACUUUGGGCUUCUUGACACCUGAGGAAGAAGAGAGUCCGGUGACGCAGAUUGAGAAGACUAUAACUGCGGAGGAAAUGACAACUACGGAGCGUCCAACGACUACCGAAGCUCCGACCACUAUAAUAACUACUGAGACUGUAACAACUAGUGAAACUCCAACUGCUACAAUCGCUGGAACUAUACCGACGAAAAUAGAAACUACAGCAAUCACUAAAAUUCCAGUCACUACUCAAACUCCAACAACUAUCAAAGUUCUAAUUACCAAAGGCAAAGUUUUAACAACUACAGAAAUUCGAAAAACUACUAAAGUUCCAACAACUACAAAAAUCCCAACAACUGUAAAAAUUCAAACUACCACAAGAAUUCCGACAACGAUCAAAACUCUAAUAACCACCGGAGUUCCAACCGCUGCAAGAACUGCUGCAAUUACAACAAUGACAAAAACUACAGCCACUAAAAUCCCAAUCACUAUCAGAACUCCAACAACUAUCGGAGUCUUGACCACUGAAACUCUGAUAACUUCCGAAACUCCAAUAACAGGAGAAACAACUAUCAAGAUUCCAAUCACUACAAUCGAAAUCCCAACAACAAAAACUUCAACUACUACCGAAACUCCCACAACCAUCGAGCUUUUGACUACUACCGAAAUUUUUACAACUUCCGAAAGUGCAAUAACAACAGAGAGUUCAACUACUAAAAUUCCAACCACUACAACCGAAAUCCCAACUACAAAAACUUCUACUACCGAAAUUCCCACAACCAUCGAGCUUUUGACUACUACCGAAAUUUUUACAACUUCCGAAAGUGCAAUAACAACAGAGAGUUCAACUACUAAAAUUCCAACCACUACAACCGAAAUCCCAAUUACAAAAACUUCUACUACCGAAACUUCCACAACCAUCGAGCUUCUAACUACUACCGAAAUUUUUACAACUUCCGAAAGUCCAAUAACAACAGAAAGUGCAACUACUAAAAUUCCAACUACUACAAUCGAAAUCCCAACUACAAAAACUUCAACUACUACCGAAACUCCCACAACCAUCGAGCUUUUGACUACUACCGAAAUUUUUACAACUUCCGAAAGUACAAUAACAACAGAGAGUUCAACUACUAAAAUUCCAACCACUACAACCGAAAUCCCAACUACAAAAACUUCUACUACCGAAACUCCGACAACCAUCGAGCUUCUAACUACUACCGAAAUUUUUACAACUUCCGAAAGUCCAAUAACAACAGAAAGUGCAACUACUAAAAUUCCAACUACUACAAUCGAAAUCCCAACUACAAAAACUUCAACUACUACCGAAACUCCUACAACUAUUGAACUUUUAACUACUACCGAAAUGUUUACAACUUCCGAAAGUCCAAUAACAACAGAAAGUACAACUACUAAAAUUUCAAUCACUACUAUCGGAAUUCCAACAACUGCAGAAUUUCCAGCCACUGCCGAAACCUUAAAUGCUACCGAGACUUCAACGAUUAUCGAAAGUCCAACAACUAGUACCGAAGUAUCAACAACUGCAGAAAGUUCUACGAUCACUGAAACUCAAUCGACUACCAUUUCUGCCACAACUUUCAGUACAUUUUCGACAGAAACGACUGAAAGUACAACUUCUCCGGUGGUAACUAUUACGACGACGUCUCCGACUGAAAGACUUGAAACUACAACAACCACAUCAAUGAUUCCUACAACGGUACUUACUGAAACAAGCCCGACCAUAUCGCCCAUCAUAACGGAUACGACCAUGAAUGCAACAGUUUCCCGUACAACUGCAAGUAUAAUUACAACGGAGAGUCUUGAAGGUACAAUGUUUCCCUUCGUGAAUUUCACUACGCCUCUCAUCACGGAAGCUCCAGUCUCAACGAUUAUCACAACAGCCACUGGAACGACCCUUGAAAAAUACCCUGAGGAAUACCCUGAAACAAGUACAGAAAAAGAAAUAACGAUGACUGCGAGUACAGCUGAGACGGAGAAAGAAAGCAUUACGACUUCGAUCAUCACCGAAGAAACGUCACUUGUAAACGAGACGGUUACUUCACCUUUUACCUCUACUAUCGCAAUAACGCCAACCACAAUCACGUCUACCAUGAUAACUGAAGAAACCUCAACAUCAACGACGGAACAAGUUACCAUUGCCAAUUUUACUACAACACCCGAAGAGACUCCGUCAACCGAAGAAGAGACUACCGCUGCCACCUUCACAACAUCAUCGACUGAAGAAACACCAACAUCCACCGAAGCUGCGUGGACUUCUACUGAAAGAAGCACUGCAUCUGAAGUAGAAACUAUCACCACAAGUACCACUUUUGCACCGACAAUAGUUAAUGCGACAGAAGUCGCGACGACUUCUACAGUUUCACCGGAGACUGUCACAGAAACAGCAGAAACAAGCACAACUAUUGUUACCAUGUUAUCAACUACUGAGCGAGCAGAAUAUGAAGAGACUCUAGAAAUCGCCGAGCCAACCACCGAAACGACCACUCUACUUACCGAGUCGACAUUGAUUACGACGAAAACGCCCGUAAUUACUCCAGAAGUUACUUCAGUGUUCCCAAAGACUGCCUCAGAGACGGAGUUUACAACAGUACCGAGCACGACUGAGAGGCCCACAUCAUCGAUCGAAACGACAGUCUUCCUCGCGACUUCAACUUCGCUCACGGCUACUAAAGUAACGCCUGAAGUCGAAACAGAAUAUUACGUAGAUAAAGCAUUAGAGUCACAGUACGAAGAUGAAGAAAAAGUUGGAGAGUGCGACACAGCAAUCCCGACCGACAGAUGGUAUUACUAUGACGAGUACGAAAGCACGACGAAGGAGAGAACAACCGUUACAUCCAGCACAGUGAGCUACACGGAGUUACCUGAAGAAAGAGUGACGAGUCCGCCACUUCUUGUCGAAACUACAACAUCACCGUAUGAAAGCAAAACUCCCGAGUUCACGACAUCCCCGACAAUCUCCGAGACCGCGACGACGAUCGGUGUAACCUCGAUCAUUUCAAGAACACCUCGUCGUACGUACGUCGACGAAGAAGUUACCUCAACUAUCUCUUUGAAAACGACCACCGUGAUGGAAAAGGCGAAGACACUGACAACGGAAACUACCGAAUCUACUGAGUCUACGAUGUUCAGCGUAGCAAGCAAAGAGGAAGAAACCUCGACGACUGCAACCUUCGGCUCUACGGAAGAAUACACUCUUCCGCCUUCGACAGUUCUCGAGAUUACGACGAGACCGCUGGAAAGUCUGACGAUCCCUCCCAAAUACACGUACGUAGAGCCUGACUGGCUGGAACCCGUCACGAAGCCUGAGGAGAUUCCCGAGCGGGAAGUCGGCUUGGAGAAGACAACUUCGGAGCGUGUCUCGACGGAGACCAAAGUUCCCGUGGAAAAGUCAACCUUCGUCUUUGUCUCGCCGGUGUUCACGACGUUCUCGGAGGAAGAACUGAUGGACGUGACAACCGUGAGUUCUGUGGUCCCUAGCUCGGAGAUAGAGACCACCGAGUACAAAGUCACCACCCAGUCGCCGAAGACAACGUCUAUCAUAGAGGAAAGUACAAUUUCCGACAUCGAGACUACCACCACCACUACAUAUACGGACACAAUGAAGUUCACGACUGAAAGCGUUCUGCCACAUCCCAUCACGGUACCUACCUCAUUCACCGUGACAGAAGUUGAAGCUGAGCUCAUCACGAUGAGCAAGAUCGGAGAGGAUGUGGUACGAGAGCAGCAGAAGAGACGAUUGCUGCAGCAGCUGGACGAGCUGAAGCGUCAUGAGAAGGAGAUGGCGGAGAGAGAAGAGAGACUGAAGGAGAAGGAGUGGCAAUGGGACCGAGAAAAGAAGAGACGUGAAGAGAAGAUGAAGCAGCGUGAGGAAGAAGAAGAAGAGGAAGCCAUAACCGCAGUCACGCCUAUCGUUUCGACUACGAUCACUCCGAUCGACACAGAAGCUGUCAGUACAGAAAGUUUGACGAUGUCAACUGUCAGCAUUCUCGAGAUUCCGUCUCCUGUCCUCGAUACGACGUUUAUUACAUUGAGCAGCAGUUUGGCCGAGACCACCGCAGCUGGGACCGAAGCAACAGCGAUUUACACCACAGAGAAGAACACAUCCACCGACGUGAUCUCAAUCCCUGGUGCAGAAGGUGAGUACGACGAAGAGAUAGAGAACCUGAAGAAGCAAUUGCGCGAGAAGGAACGCGACCUGGAAGAGAGAGAAAAGAUGUUACUGGAGAGGGAGCGGAGACUGGAGGAAGACAUAAAGAAGUUCGAGAAGUACAUGGAGGAACUGGAGAGCGAAGAGAUCGACACAUCGAUCGCGUUGUCCGAAGAAUCGACGAUGUCGAUAAGUUUAACGACACCGGUGCCGCCGACGGAGAAGCUCACCAUUGCAGAAGUCACCACGCGAGUUGGUGUGCCAACGGCGAAGAUGACGGUAACACCCCGACGGAAGACCACGAGAGUGACUGAGGAAAGGAAACGAACCAAGUACGUUCCUGAGGAGGAAGUAGAAAUUGUGACGAAGAGGAUAUGUCUGAAUGUUCUGGCGAACACGACGAUUCCUUACGAGAAAGGUCGACGAGACGUGAUGACGAGGAAGAUUUGUCUGCCGUAUUUCCCCGAGAAGAAGGAGCCGAAGAGGUCAAUUGGUCGAUUAGGUAGGAAGAUUCUCGCUUUCCACGCUGCGAGAAAGAUCGACAGGUCGAAGUUGAACUUUCCGCCACACCUGCGGCGCAGAAAAAAUCGAAGGAUAAUGAGGGCCGCUUCUAAGGUCAAGAAUCCGCAGUUGUCGCAUCGCGAAUGGCUGAGUAGGGAAACUACGAAGUCGUUGAGGCACUUCAAGAGUUUCACCAGAAUGUACCAGGUCGCAAGGAGAAUUUCCCCGAAGAACGCUGUGCCUAUUGGCAGUGCGCGAGGAAACGAUGACGGUCCUCGAGCUAUAACUUCCCCGUACGAACAACGUGUCCUCGAUCGACACGAGAUUCCCUUUCAAGCGAUCACUACGGCGAUGUCGGGUGGUGAAGGAUGCAAGAAAAGAUGCGCUCCUCCGGGGGGUAACCCGAUUUGUAAAAGAGAAAGUGACCUGUCUGGUAGGAAUGACGAAGUAAUGAUCGCCGAUACUUCGAUAACUAAGAAGAGACCCGACGAAGACGAGUACGAAUCUUAUACGGUGAAGGUGCUGCGUAUGAAGUACAACGAAGACGAAGAGACGCAUCGGACAACGUCCGUUGGGUGGGACGAAGAACCAGAUGAAACGACGGCGGUUACGUCCGAGUCGAGCAACGAACAAGAGUACGAAGGUGACGGAAACGAGGAUCUCGAUCGCGUCGUUGAUUUCGGAGAAGUUCACAAAGUCACCAAACCAUAUUACCAGUUUAGAGAUAAGGAUGAUACGGAAGGGAGAAAAAAUUAUUUGUCGGAGAAAAUGGAAGAAAUCGAAAAGGAAGCAGAGGAAGAAGAAGAAGAAGAAGAAGCAGACGAAGAUGAUUAUGGUCGAGCGAAGACAUCGACACUGGCGAUGGAGAAGAUCUUAGUCGAUCCGAGCAAACGUGGAAUAUUGGUAGGGAAGCAGAAAAAACUAAUGGAUCAAGCGUGGCCCACAGAGAAAAGCACGACGUACCACUUGGGUGACACCAGAUACUGGGAGCUCGAGCCCCAAGUGACGGAGACAACGGAUGUAUUUGGUGCCACCACCGCUACUGCUGCUGAAGCUAUCGACUUGUCGAUCAGCAGAACGACGUGUCUCUAUGUCGUCCUCAAGAACAGAAGAAACCGCGCGAGAACGAAGCGCGAUGCGCAACGUCGUUGUGAAGGCAGUCUUCGUUCUUUUGCGCCUACAGUCGGUGCACAACGAGGUAACUUCCUGAAGGACGCAACGAGCGAGCGUCCGUCGCGCGAGAAGAAACUGAGAAAGAAAAGGAGUGUCGAGAAGAAAAAGGCACCGCGACUCAGUAAUGAGCUCCCGACGAUGAUCAAAGGUCGCAGGUUGUGCGCGAUCAAUGAGGGCAAGUCGAAGCAUCGAGCUGCUGAACACACGCAUAUCAAAAAUACCAAACGCAAGGAUCAAGAAGCGAAAGCGAGCAAGUCGCAAGGACCGCACGCUCCGCGAGUUCGCGCGUCUGACAGCUGCGUGGCGAGUAAAAAAAAUUCGGAUCAACGCAAGGGUACGAUCAUGAAAGCGAGCGUGGAUCGCCACACUCGAGCGAGGAUCAGCAAGGACGAGAGAAAUGCCGCGGUCAUCGGCCAUAGAGACGAAGUCGCGGCGCAAUCGCGCGGUUGCGCGGAUUGUAUCUGCGACGUCAUGGACGUGAUCACGCACGUGAAGUCCAUCUUGAACAGACUGAGUUAUCCCUUGGACGAAAUCAGAGCGCUCAAUUGCAGCAGGUGCAAAGAGACCCAGGACAAAAUAGUGAUCUCACUGGACUCCGACAUGGAGGAGGACGCCAGGAUGUUUCCGCAGCCGCGUUACAACACCGGGUCGCUCAAGGGCCAAAAGUACAUCAAGCCGGAGGACCUCGAGGGCGAUCCCAGGAACGAGCUGGUGCUCGAGAACGAUCGCGACAUCAUUUCGCUGCCAGGUCUUAACCUGAACGUGCCCUGUAACCGAGAAGGCGACGGAAUCACUUGGCUGUCGAGCGUCAGCAGGCCGAGUUACACGUGGAAGCGGGCGGAUGGUAUCGCGCUUUAUGGUUUCGUAGCGGAGAACGGCGAUUUGGAAUUACGCAACGUGAACGCUAAAGACACGGGGAAUUACACGUGCGUCAUGACGUACAUGGGCGCUGACAACGAGGAGCCCGUGGAGGCCGCUUACGAGGUUCGCCUGCGAGUCGUGACGCUGCCGAGGUACAUUCUACACGGCGAGGCUCGCUAUCGAGUGCGAUUCUGCGACGAGAGAGGUCUGGACGCGCUGACGACGUAUCUUCCGUUGAAACUGAAUAAUGUCCUGUGCGAGGCAGACAUCUGCAAUGCUUAUGUUCUCACACCGUCCUGCUCCCGCAGUCAAAUCACGAUGAAUGUCCUGAUAGCGCCGUCGCACAUCGUGAAACUCACGACGAUCGAUCACAAACACUGCAACAUCUUCUGCCUCAAGGCCAUUCAAGACAAACUCUCGCUGAUACUAAGCAGAAACCUGCAGGUCUUCCUCGAGAAAACCAUUAUUUUCAGAUUACCCCGUUACGAGCAGAGACUGGCGCCGAUCGCGGAUAGGCCGUCGCUCGCGAGACGAAGAAGAGGCAGAAGUGACGAGAGCGCGUCCGCCGAUGGAUUCGCCAACGACAUCGGCUUAUUUUCCAGCUGCCCGGCCGGCUACGGUCUUCGUGGUACGCAUUGUGUUCCUUGCGACGUGGAUACUUACAGCGAGGACGGGAUAUCGCGCUGCAAAAGAUGUCCGCCCGGCACUUACCAGCCCAAUCACGGCGCCAGGGUUUGUCGCACGUGCACUAGCCCGUUGACGAGGGGUUGUCACAACAUGCUUUGGAAUUCAUUCUCCACCGUGAUGGUGACUCUGGCGAGCCUUAGCGUGUUGGUGUCGGUAUUCCUACUGUUCUUAUGGCUGAUCUGCUGCGCGAAAAAGAAAUUGUGCGCAAAGCGAAUAAUCGGCGUUAUAUCCGGUGAAGACGCACUUCAGCAAGAGAGUCUCGUGGAGGAGAAACCGUUAAUUAGGGACGUUAGUGAAGAUGAGGACCAGCGGUGGGAAUAUAGGGCUAAGAAGAAACGAGGGAAGGACAAUGUAAAUAGAAAACGUCGAAAGCAGAGCGAGAAGAGAUGUGAAAAGGCACGAGCUAGUAAAAACAUACACGAAGACGAAUGGAGAUCGCAUCGCUUAAUGGAUACGCCGAUCAACUACCUCGAUUCUUAUCGGUCUCAUGAGGAUUAUAAUAAUCAUUACCCGGAGCAGUCGCAUCGCAAAGGACCCCGUCUGCCUGAGCGUGAUUUUGACACGUGAUACACGAUGCAUGAUGACGCAAAGAAUCGCAUGACAAAUAUGAGAUGCAGCGAAAACGUAGCUUAAGUGAAUUUUGUACAAAUACUCUAGACAUAACUCCUAACUCCUAAGACGUAUGUGACAUCCAUGGGACUGCAUGUAUAAUUUUAAUGGCUAAUUAUAUCUAGCUUAAAUAGUGCGUUUUUUUAAUUAAUUAUCAGAUGCCUACUAUAUACAGAGAAUAUACAUUACGAUUAGAUAUUACCUAUAUAGUACAUAGAUGCAAACAUAUUUGUGCAACUAUACACAUUUCUGAAAUAAGCGUGUAUAUUAUUUUUCCAUCACUGAUAAAGAUUUAAUUAAUGAUUUACCAAGUAAUAACUUCUUAUGUGAUGAGUAGACAUCUAGUAUUAGAAAGAUCGUAAAAUUAAAAUCUAUAGACAAAAGUUAGUGCAAUGUAUAUUUUUAAUAAAGAUUCAAGUCAAAAAUGAGUAAUGAUUUAAUGUUGUUAAAGAUUUUUCAUUACAUAUUUCCUAUUACGGUAAUCCUUUCGCUAGUCCAACAAUUCUUCAACAUUGACAACACGAAAAGAUACUAGAGUCGCACAGCUUGCUAAUC
This is a messenger RNA of Harpegnathos saltator (Jerdon's jumping ant), 9729 nucleotides long. RefSeq names its product mucin-2-like. The record is from RefSeq and is a predicted model, not a curated record. Lineage: Eukaryota; Metazoa; Arthropoda; Insecta; Hymenoptera; Formicidae. The transcript is spliced from 12 exons. Bases 460 to 9132 code for a protein of 2890 amino acids.